Messenger RNA from Brassica oleracea var. oleracea, 996 nucleotides. Its product is annotated as skin secretory protein xP2-like. Lineage: Eukaryota; Viridiplantae; Streptophyta; Magnoliopsida; Brassicales; Brassicaceae. The coding region runs from base 124 to 810 and encodes 228 amino acids. The record is from RefSeq and is a predicted model, not a curated record. The transcript is spliced from 3 exons.
UUAGGUCCAAGAUCGUUAGACAUAUAUAUAUAUAUAUAUCACAAACAACUUCCCUUUUAUCUUCUCCAAGCAAGCACCUUUCUUAACGUCUGAGCAAGAAAAAAAACCAGAGAGAGAAAAAAAAUGAUUUCGUUUCUUAAAAAUGUCCUUUCCAAGCCAAGGGUGAUUGUUGGAGUUGGUGUUAGUGUGGGAGUCGUUGGUACAACCUUUGCUCUCGCCCAAAACUGGUCAUCAAGAGCACAAAAAGCGGCAAAGAGGGAGAAAGCAAAUCGUGAGCAGGCUGAGAAAGUGAACAACAAAACCCUUGCCAGAGAAUGGAACAAAGACUUCAACAGGAGACAGCAGGAGAACAAGCACGGCCCCUUUGUGGUGCCGGACAAGAAGAAAAAGAGGACCAAACCGGCGAACUGGGGUCAAAAACCCAAACCCAAACCCAACGAGGAAGCUGAGCCGGUGAAGGAGGAGAAGGCUCCACAAGUGAUUCCGGUGGCGACGAAGGAGAAGGCUCCGUCAGUGGCUGAUACCGUGGUGAAGAAGUCUCCCGCCAAAGAGAACACUCCGCAAGUGAUUCCGGUGGCGACGGAGGAGGAGAAGGCUCCGCCAGUGGCUGAUCCCGUGGAGGAGUCUCCCGCCGAAGAGAACGCUCCGGUGGCGACGAUGGAAGAGAAGGUUCCGGUGGUGAAGAAGGAGGAGGCUGAGGAAGAGGCUCCGGUGGCAACGAAAAAGAAGGAGGUGGAAGAAGAGGCUCCGGCGGUGGCGACGAAGGAGGAAGAGGCUCCGGCAGCGACUUCGACUUCGACGGUGACUUAGGCGGUGAUUCCGGCGGCGACAGACACUCCUACGAUGUGAAGAACACACAACGUACGGUCUUUUUUAUUAAAUAAUUAUUAAUAAGUGAACGAGUAGUAUAAAGUAUAUGUACGUACAAUAUGCCGCGUCUCAUCAGAGACUGUGUCUGGUGGUUUCAUCAUUUCCCUUUUUAACUUAUUAUCUCUC